UCGCCACGGUCAACGCUGACGUGUACUAGGAAGUCUCGGUGUCGCAUUAUUAGCAGAGCUGAGACUUAGCGGCGUGUUUGUGUUUUUAACAACAAAUAUUGGCUAUUUUAGCGGCGGGACGCCGUCUUGAAAAUACGUCAAUAUGGCGGGGGAGGUGUCAAUAAUAGGUUCCGUGAUCUUGGGACUGUUCCUGGCGGGUUAUUUGGGCCAGCAGUACUUGCCGCCGCCCAAGCCACAUGUGAUCGGCCUGGACUUGGGCACCACUUUCUGCUCGGUGGGUGUGUUUCACCCUGGCAGCGGGGAGGUGGAAGUGAUCGCGGACGAGGAGGGCAGGACGAGCAUCCCCAGCGCCGUCACCUUCACCGACAUGGCGGUGCUCGUCGGACAUGAGGCCGUGGACGUGGCGGACAAGGACCCCCAGAACACCAUCUAUGAUGCCAAGAGGUUCAUCGGGAAGAUCUUUGCUCCCGGGCUGCUGGAGCAAGAGAGCCGCCGCUACCCCUUCAAGGUUAUUAACAACAAUGGGAGCGCAGAGUUCGCCAUUACCGCCAACGGCAGCUUCACGGUGACCCCAGAGUUCAUCGGCUCCAGGCUGCUGCUGAAGAUGAAGAAGAUGGCCGAGCGACGGCUCGACGCCCUCGUCCGCAGCGCCGUCAUCUCCGUGCCCGCAGAGUUCGACGAGACGCAAAGGAACCACACGAUCAGGGCCGCCAAUCUCGCAGGUUUGGAGAUUCUGCGCGUGAUCAACGAGCCGACAGCAGCGGCCAUGGCGUACGGCCUGCACAAGGUGGACGUGUUCAAUGUGCUGGUGGUGGACCUCGGCGGAGGAACCCUGGACGUGUCUCUGCUCAACAAGCAGGGCGGCAUGUUCUUCACAAGAGCCAUGGCCGGCAACAACAAGUUAGGAGGACAAGACUUCAGCCAGAGGUUGCUCCAGUACGCCACGGAGCGAGUCCGACAGGAGUACGGGGUCCCGCCCACUCUGAAGGCGGACAUCCAUCGCCUCCGCCAAGCCGUGGAGGCCGCCAAGCUCAACCUUACCCUCCAACCUAGCGCCGCCAUCAGGGUGCCGCUGCAUCUCCUUGACAACGCAGCAGAAAGCUCGGCCCCGGCGAAGGUCCUCUUCCAGGUGACGGUCACCCGCCAACUCUUCGAGGAGCUGAACGAGGACCUGUUCCAGAAGAUCCUGGCCCCCGUGGAGACGGUGCUCGCCGAAGGCCACCUGGGAAAAGCCGAGGUGGACGAGAUCGUCCUGGUAGGCGGCUCCACCAGGAUACCGCGCAUCAGGAGGCUCAUCAGCGAGUAUUUCGGGAAGGAACCCAACACGUCGGUGGACCCCGAUCUGGCCGUGGUGAUGGGCGUGGCCAUCCAGGCCGGCAUCAUGGGGGGCUCGUGGCCGCUACAAGUCAGCGCCAUCGAGAUCCCCAACAGACAUCUUCGAAAGACAAACUUCAGCUAGAGUGUGUUUAUUUGGAGACUGUGUAGACAGCCUGAAUGUACGUACGCUGGCAUCGACAACAUUCCUUUUGGACACGCAGUCAUACUUGAAGAAAAAAGGGCCAACUAGCACUUUAAUUGUACACAACUUGUGUAAUUACUUUCUCAGGGAGGAGUCCCACUGUUACAAUGCACGGGGACCACAGGGUUGUCGGUUGAAUAUCUCAAAGAGAAAAAAAAAAUGAAGAGAAAUUGGGACAGUUUGACAGUUCCCAAGCAGUUUUGAGGUGCCAUUUGACCAACACAAGCCUAAUGUGUUGUAUUAUACUACUGCUCAACAACAAACAGUUCUAACAGCUUAAACUUUUAUGUUUGGAUUUUUAAUUAUGGUCAUUCACAUAAAUAUUUAAUAACGCA
Molecule: messenger RNA, 1854 nt
Organism: Nerophis ophidion (straightnose pipefish)
Lineage: Eukaryota; Metazoa; Chordata; Actinopteri; Syngnathiformes; Syngnathidae
Gene: hspa13
Product: heat shock protein 70 family, member 13
Exons: 5
Coding region: 143-1459 (438 amino acids)
Biological process (GO): cellular response to unfolded protein; protein refolding; vesicle-mediated transport
Cellular component (GO): cytosol; plasma membrane; cytoplasm
Molecular function (GO): ATP hydrolysis activity; ATP-dependent protein folding chaperone; misfolded protein binding
Source: RefSeq, a predicted model, not a curated record